AUGUCGGGCUCUCAGGAAAAGCACAAUGGAGAACCAUCGUCCAAGACAAUUCGUCUGAUGGUCGAUCGAGAAAGCUGCGCGAUUGCGAAAGCUAAACCCUAUUCACUAUCCUCUGUAGAUAAGUCUUCCUCGACGCUGAACAGGAUAACGAGACCAUCUUCGUCUGAUAAGAGCUCCGAAAAGAUGAGAAGCGCCCCACCCGUGAAGGGCAUCCGUAGUCCUGAGAUUGCGCAAAUGGUGUCCAGCGAUGAAGAGGCGCCUAACAAGAGAAAACGCCGACUCUCGAAAAGGAGUAAAAGCGACAUUAUCGAAAGUCCUUCGAAACCUACAGUUCCUCUUCCAGAUGUCAAUGAAAACAUUAGUCCGGAUGACUAUCUUCUGAAACUAGUGGAAGCUCAGCUCGGAUUGAAAUUGGAGCAAAGGAAAGCAAUGGAAGUAAAAGAUUUCUUCCACGAAAGUACGGAAGAAGAAAAGGCAGCAUAUACUACUGAGGUAGUGACUGCUGUGCGAGACGAGCAGCUAGACCACCUUGAAAAAAUGAGGGAGAAUGGACAAGAGUUGAACUGUUUCAAUCGAUUUGGAGAGUCGCUGCUGAACUUGGCUUGCCGGAGAGGAUUCCAAUCGAUUGUUCGGUAUCUAAUGGAUCAGCCUAAUGUGACUGUUAAGAGUAGUGAUGACUGCGGACGAACGCCGCUACAUGACGCUUGCUGGCAUCCCCAAGCUCAAACCACAAUUUGCAAAUGGAUCUUGGAAGAAGAACCAGCUCUCUUUUUCAUUAAGGAUAAACGUGGCUGCUCCGCUUUUGAGUAUGCUCGUCCAGAGCAUUGGCCAGUUUGGAGAAAAUUCCUGUUGGAGAAUCGAGAAAGCCUGGAAAAGUUGCAAGAUCCUGUCAUCAAAUCGAUGCUCUCCAAGCAAGCAUUAUAA
Molecule: messenger RNA, 924 nt
Organism: Cylindrotheca closterium
Lineage: Eukaryota; Bacillariophyta; Bacillariophyceae; Bacillariales; Bacillariaceae
Source: the annotation of a GenBank genome assembly